Colletes gigas is the source of this 1155-nucleotide messenger RNA. RefSeq names its product odorant receptor 85b-like. Bases 1 to 1155 code for a protein of 384 amino acids. The transcript has 6 exons. Gene Ontology annotation, biological process: sensory perception of smell; detection of chemical stimulus involved in sensory perception of smell. NCBI's taxonomy places the organism in Eukaryota, Metazoa, Arthropoda, Insecta, Hymenoptera, Colletidae. Gene Ontology annotation, molecular function: olfactory receptor activity; odorant binding. Gene Ontology annotation, cellular component: plasma membrane. The record is from RefSeq and is a predicted model, not a curated record.
AUGGCGCCGAUAACUAUAAUUAGCUAUCCUGUGAAAUUUGGUCUACUUUUGAUUGGUGCUUGGCCGAAAUCUUCUCAAAUAAUUUUGAAACGCGUUCUUUGGACGAUCGCAUUAGGAAUCUCCUUGACAUCCCAAUUUUGGUACUGUGCUUCUUAUAGCCAAACAGAAAGCUUGCCCGACCUGUUGGAUAAUUUGAGCGUGAUCUUAUCGGAUCUCAUUACAUUCAUUAAGAUGAUCAUUAUUUGGUUCAAUUACCGAUUAUUUUCCGACAUCUUAACGAUCGUGUUCGAAGAUUGGAAUGAUAUUACUCUAACCGAACGGAAUAAACAUGUAAUGGAGGACAAAGCUCUUUUGGCCUCUCGCAUUUCAAAAUUUUUUUUAGGCAUUUAUUCGAUGACUUGCAUUUUAUAUGCAGCAUCCAACCUGUUAUUUGUCGACGACACUGACGAAGAAUUAACUUCGAACGAGAAGAAAUUAUUGUUCAAAAUGAGAUUUCCCUUCGACACCACGGGCUUUCCGAUUUAUGAAAUUAUCCUAAUCGCACAGUUUACGCUUGAAUACAGUAUAGCUGUCAUUACAUCAAUGUUAAUAGCGUUGUUCGCAGCACUAGUGCUACACGUUGGUAGUCAAAUUGAUAUAAUAUGCGAGGAGAUAAUGGAGUUUUCUAACUACUACGCGGAAGAAAGACCACGCGCGAUAAAAAACCUCAUUACCAAACAUCAACGGAUUAUUUAUUUAUCCGAAAAUAUUAAAGUCGUGUUUACCUAUGUGUCGUUGGUGCAAUUUUUUGCAAAUAUUCUAGUCAUGUGUUUUUUAGGAUUUAUUCUCGUACACUAUAUAGGCACCGAAGGAGGACCCACGAUAAUUGCGAAAUUAUUUCCCUAUUACGUAACUGUAAAUUGCGAAGCGUUCGUUCUUUGUUAUACCGGUGAAUAUCUUUCUUCGAAGAGUCAGAAUAUUAGCCAAACUGUGUACAAUAUGCUUUGGUACAAGUUAAACACUCGAGAGAGUCGAAUUAUAUUGUUGUUGCUGUUACGAGCGCAAAAGAAGCUGACACUUACAGCUGGAAAGUUCGUUGAACUCUCUUUGGAAACGUUUACUAAUAUGGUAAAAGCUUCUGGUUCGUAUGCCUCGAUACUACUGGCAGUAUAUUAG